AUGCGAAUGCGAACAUCUGUCAUCGAUAUUAGCGAAUGCGAAUAUCUGCCGCCAAUAUCCGCGAAUGAGAACAUGUCAUCGACAUUCAAGGAUGUGAAUAUCUGCGAAUGCGUACAUCUGUCAUCGAUAUUCACGAAUGCGAACAUGUCAGCGAUAUUCGCGAAUGCGAAAAUGUGGGAAUGCGUUAAAUCUGUAGACGAUAUUCACGAAUGCGAAUGCAAACACAAUGUCAGAUGCAUUAAAUACGAAGAAAAGGAAAUUAUGGAAAUGUGAGAGGAUGAUUGAAGCAGUUUUAACAGUUAAGGAGAAAAAAAUGGGCUAUUUAAAGGCUUUAAAGGAGUUUAAUGUCCCGAGAACGAC
Molecule: messenger RNA, 360 nt
Organism: Acanthoscelides obtectus
Lineage: Eukaryota; Metazoa; Arthropoda; Insecta; Coleoptera; Chrysomelidae
Source: the annotation of a GenBank genome assembly